Molecule: messenger RNA, 1417 nt
Organism: Colletes gigas
Lineage: Eukaryota; Metazoa; Arthropoda; Insecta; Hymenoptera; Colletidae
Product: protein Abitram
Exons: 3
Coding region: 346-1173 (275 amino acids)
Biological process (GO): dendrite morphogenesis; regulation of actin filament polymerization; regulation of filopodium assembly
Cellular component (GO): nucleus; filopodium tip; lamellipodium
Molecular function (GO): actin filament binding; actin monomer binding
Source: RefSeq, a predicted model, not a curated record
AGUCAUUAGCAGCUCAUAAUGUUGCUUGUAAUGAAAUAUUUUUCAAAUAUCAAGAUUGUAAAUACGAGCAUCCGUAUCGUAAAUUCCUUGGUUACUGCAACGACAUCGAGAAACAAAUGUCUUUGUGCAUAAAAGGGCAACUAGAAAUUAAUAGAACAAAAAAUAAAAAACUUUCAGAGAUGAAAAGAACAGCUAUCGUUCAAAAAGAACAAGAAAAUAAUAAAAGUACGGUAUAAAUUGAUUUCGAAAAUUUUUUUAAAGUAAUUUAGUUUGUACUGCAUACAUAGUCAGAGAUACUUCAUUUUGUUACAAAACUUAUUUAUACAAAAAUUGUAAUAAUCAAAAAUGAAUGUUGAUUCUAAUAAUGAACCAAUUUCAAAAAGAAUUAAAUCAUCCAAUGUCAUGGAUGAAAAUUUAUUUACUACACAUGAACAAUUGCAAAGUAAAAAUACUUUGCACGAGGAAAGUAAUACUGAUAAGACUUCUGAAUAUCAAGAAAAUAUGGAAGUAACUGGUAACGAAGAUGAAGGAAUGUCGCUAACUAACGAUGAGGAUGAUCAUUUAUUUUCAUUUCCACCAGACAAUGACAUUACAGACAUGUUAGAAGGGGUGAAAUAUGAUGGACUGUUUCCAACAAUUACAGAUCGAUAUUUUACUGCUCAUUACAAAUUAGAUGUACAAAGUACUACAGAUGAUAUUUGCAUUCUGAUGCAUAGUAAUCGUAUUUGUAUGCUUACUUUGGCUCCAAGUCAUGCAGCUUUACAGAGCAAUGUACAAAUAACAAAAGUAGAUUUUAAAGUUAGCGAAAAACUAGAUAGAGUUUUGAAUAAAGUCUCAGGCAAGAGUAAACAUGGUGCUCAACCUUUGCAAGCUAAUUCUAAUAUUUGUAUAAUUACUUGUUCAGAUGGAAAAACAUAUACUAUAAAAUGCUGUAUAAUUGGAAAAUUAGUAGAAGUAAAUGAAGCAUUAUUACAAAAUCCAAAACUUUUAUUGGAGCCUCCACAUAAGGGAGGCUAUUUAGCUAUAGUGCUUCCAAAUAUAAAACACUUGGAUAAAAUGAAAGAAUCUUUGUUAACACAAAAACAGUAUGACUUUAAGAUUUUAGAACGCGGGAAUUCUGUUAAUCAGUUGAACUCCAACAAAGAUCAAAUUACAUUAUCCAUUGUAAGUUGAUUUCGCGUAUAAAAAUGAUCGUAAUUGUGAUUUACUUGACUUCUGGUAAAUGUACAUAUAUGCAUUUUUUAAGGUAAGAACAAAUACACAAAUGAUAAGAAAUGACUCGUCUUGUACUUUUUCCGUCAUUACAACUAACAUUAUGUACUGUUAAUUUCAAUUGUUAUUAUUUAUCGUAUAAUGGUGUAAUCUUUGGUGUAACGUUUGAAUUAUAAAGUUAAUGUUUUAUCAAAUAUGAAUUGUU